Molecule: messenger RNA, 2118 nt
Organism: Triticum aestivum (bread wheat)
Lineage: Eukaryota; Viridiplantae; Streptophyta; Magnoliopsida; Poales; Poaceae
Exons: 4
Coding region: 364-1230 (288 amino acids)
Source: RefSeq, a predicted model, not a curated record
ACCAAAAAUUUCCUCUUUCACUCCAAAAUUUCCCCAUCCGAAACCCUCGCAGCAUCCGCCCACCAUGCCGCCGCCGCCGCCGCCGGCGCUGCCGGACGAGCUCCUCGAGGAGGUCUUCUUCCGCCUCCCGCCGGACGAGCCCGAGCACCUCGCGCGCGCCUCCCUCGUCAGCAAGGUCUGGCUCUCCCUCCUCUCCGACUCUCGCUUCCGUGCUCGCUACCGCAACUUCCACGGAGCUCCCCCAAUGCUGGGCUUCCUUUGUUCCCGGCGCUCGAACUCCGUCCAUGAGGUAGAAGAUAACAUCCCACACUUCUUCCCCACCACGAAAUUCCCUGUGCGCAUUCCCGACGACGACUGGGGGGGAUGGAGGUACACUGCGGCCGCGUUCUCCUCGGCGAUGACUCUUGCGGCCCCCUUUCGCUCGUCGUUUGGGACCCCAUGACGGGCUGCCGGAGGGAGCUGGACCCACCUGACCACUUGGGCAGAAGCUAUGGGGCAGCGGUGCUCUGCCCCGUUGCCGGCUGUGACCACCGUGCGUGCCACGCAGGCCCCUUCCAGGUGGUCUUCAUCGGUGUGGACAUGAUGGAAGAUGGAUGUCUUGUGCGCGCUUGUGUGUCCUUGCCGGUGGCGGGAGGUUGGAGCAAGCCCUGCUCUGAUUUUUGUUUUAAUAAGUGGAGCGAGCCGUGCUCUGCUCUUCAUCUUGGGUCUACAUUUUGGGACGGAAUGUCUCCUGUCUCCGUCGAAGAUGCACUGUACUUCAAGCUCGACUAUUUCGGAGAUGAUCACAUGGCAAUUCUCAAGUAUGACUUGGGAUCUAACUGCUUAUCACUGAUUGAUGCACCGUUUGCCGGGUCUAUCCUUGUCAAUGCCGCUAUCCUCAUGGCGAUGGAUGAUAACAGUUUGGGGUUUGCACAUGUGGACAAGGUAACCCUCCACUUGUGGUCAAGACAGGGAGGUUCCGAUGGAAUUGGGUCAUGGACUCAGCGUACAGUCAUCGAUCUUAAUAACCAUCUCCCCAUUCAAAAUCCCAAUAAAAGAUUUAGAUUGAUUGGAUCUCUGGAGGGCACAGAUAUCAUUUUUGUGACCAUGGGCCUUGACAUCUAUGAGAUUAAUCUCAAGACAUUACGGUGGAAGAAGCUACAGAAGAGAGAAAAGCUUUGUGGUCUGAUUCCGUACAUGAGUUUCUACAAUCCACAAGAACUAAUCCAGAUUCAGCAGAUCAGCUCCUAACAGAUAAUCAAACAUUAGCUGCAGCUGCAGCUGCGGCUUCAGAUGAAAGUGGUGGUUUAGCAAAAUGUGUGGAUUUUGCAAUCAACUCUAAUGUUAAAAUUGUGCAUAUACUGGGCACUGACAUGUCAACUAAGAUGAGGGAGGUUACUGCCAAGCAUGCUAAAAAAACAUGUAUUCACAAAGACAAGGUGCAUAUUUUCUAUCUGGCAGCCCAAGCAAAAGUGCUGUUGUGUUCACUGCUGUUGGAGACGCCAGAUGUUUAAUAUCGGAGAAGUUUGUUUCGGUUGAUGAUCUUACAGAAAUGGAGAAGGAUAUAGCACAUGCAGCAGUGAAACAAGAAUAGGAAGACUGGGAGAAUGUCUCUGGCCUCUGACAGUGAAACACUUUUGGAGAACCCGUCACAGCUCUUCAAUAUGAGAUCCCCAUAAUUGUGCAAAAAUCUAUUUUACCAAUUGCCACUGGUGGUUUAGAUUUGUGACACGUGGACAUACCAUCAGGUGAUAUUUUGUCCGUUGAACCAUCGUGUGCCAUAGGAUCCUCGUGCACCAGGAACUGGAGAAAGCAAUGAAAAUAUAUCCCUCUGGUGUUGGAUGCCUGCGCCAAGGUUCUCACCGACGAUCAGGCAUCACGAGAGGCUUGUGUGACGGCAGCUGAGACAAAGAGGUGACAGACCAAAUGCAGCAAAACUUGAUUCAACAAUUUUGAGACAACGAAUGCAGUUCCUAUGCUAGAAUAUAUGUCAUUUGCUUUAUCUGGACAAUAUUAAAGUUGGUUGGUAGAAUUCUCUCAAUUAGUAAAUCCUUACCAGCAGAGAUGCGGUAGUAGAUUGGUUGUACACAAAACAAAAUUUCAGGGCAUGGUGAUGAUUGUCGUUUUUUGUGAUUUGAA